Molecule: messenger RNA, 1953 nt
Organism: Cladophialophora yegresii CBS 114405
Lineage: Eukaryota; Fungi; Ascomycota; Eurotiomycetes; Chaetothyriales; Herpotrichiellaceae
Product: DNA polymerase alpha subunit B
Exons: 3
Coding region: 1-1953 (650 amino acids)
Biological process (GO): DNA replication; DNA replication initiation
Cellular component (GO): alpha DNA polymerase:primase complex
Molecular function (GO): DNA binding
Source: RefSeq, a predicted model, not a curated record
AUGACCGAAGUGAAAGAAAACCUCAAUGCGCGCUUCGACCCUGCAGGCAAUGGACUUGCUCCAGACAUCCUGGACGUCCUGCAGUCAGUACUCCGUGUCCACUCCCUAACCGCAGACGAGCUGUUUAUAAAAUGGGAGGUCUACUGUUUGAAGAUGGGUAGUGAGGAGACGAAGUUGGAUCUCGAGACGGCCCGCCUCUUCGCGAAGGACGUGCAAGACUCAGUCGAGAGAGGUGAACGGACGCAACAAUCAGGACCCAAAUCUGCAGUCAAGCAAGACAGGAAAAGCAACGUGCACGCUACUCCUCGGACUAAUGGAAAAGCGGACGUCUUUGGCAUGCUCGAUGAACUCACGCCCAAUGCACACCCUCGACGAAAUGGCAGCAUCAAGCGGAAAUCGGAGUUCGACACGCCAAUGCCCAGGAAGGUCAGUCGGCCUGACACGAAGAAACCUCCGGGCAAAGCUUCAAAAACAGAUGGGCCCUCAGGAAUACCCUUCUCGGAGCGACAGAAUGCAGGCCAGACCAUUGAAACACUCAAUGAGCACCUCUCGGCGGCGGAAGCACCCAUUGCGCCUUUCUCCCAAGCACGCCUGAAACUGGUCUCGGGCACAGACUACAAGAAAUUUGAGUAUAGGCCGAUGGCGAUGCAUCUUUCGGAGGCAUCAGAAAUGCUUGAUGAGCGCAUUGACAGUUUCCUGGCUAUCGUUCAGAAGGCUUACAACUUGGAAGACUCGUCUUUCGGCAAUGCUGCCGCGCAAAGUACCAGCGAGAUUGUUGCAGUCGGCAGGAUCGCAUGCGAUACUGCGGAUGGCAAACUGAAUGCAGCAUCGCUAGUGCUGGAGAUGUCGAGACGCAUGGGUGCAGGACUCCGCGUGCCGCUAAAAAUCGACGCGCUACCAUCCUACCAAUUCUUCCCGGGCCAAAUCGUUGCGAUGCGAGGCACGAAUGCUUCUGGACUCUACUUCUCCGUCAAGGAAGUGCUCUCAAUACCAAAGCUCCCCAUGCCCUCUUCUUUGCCAAACAAUAUCGAGGCGAUCAAUGAGAGACUGGAGGUUUCGGAGGAUUCGACAUCGUUGCCUCUCAACAUCAUUGUUGCCUCUGGUCCGUUCACUGCGGAAGACAACCUCGACUUCGAGCCUUUCCAGGCGCUGUGUGACAAGGCCGAGGAAUCGAUGGCCGAUGCUUUGAUACUGAAUGGCCCAUUCCUGGACAUCGAGCACCCAAUGCUAGCUUCAGGAGAUUUCGAAGUGCCUGAUGUGCAUGGCCUGAAUCACGAAGCCUCGUUGGCGGCAUUGUUCCGGCUAUGGAUAUCCGCACCACUCCAACGCCUUUGCUCAGCUGUACCGAGCAUCACAAUCAUCAUGAUCCCCAGCGUCCGGGACGCUUUGAACAAACACGUCAGCUGGCCACAAGCACGACUUGCAAAGAAAGACCUUGCUCUCCCCAAACAAGUCACCAUGCUUCCCAAUCCGUCGUUCAUCUCGCUGAACGAGGUUGUCUUCGCCGUCUCCUCCCAAGACAUUCUAUACGAGCUCAGUCGCGAGCAACUGUCGCAUGGUCCGACGGCUGACCUGUUGACGAGGUUGCCGGGCUACCUGAUUGACCAGCGACAUUUUUUCCCUCUUUACCCGCCGAUGUCGAGAGACAAGUUGGCCAGCAACGGCAUUGUGAAAGCCACGGGUGCGUGCCUCGAUCUCGGCUUUUACAAGCUUGGCGAAUGGAUGCAAGUCAAGCCUGACGUGCUGAUCUUGCCGAGCAUGCUGACCCCGUCUAUCAAGGUCGUCGACAGCGUGAUGGUGAUCAACCCGGGCCAGCUGUCCAAACGCAAGGCCGCCGGCACAUAUUCCCAAAUCUCACUGCAUCCUCGCAUCUUGUCUGAGGAGGAGAAGUCAGCCCGGACCGUCAUCCAUAACGUGUUCGAGCGCGCUCGAGUCGACGUCGUAAGGAUAUAG